Messenger RNA from Leptosomus discolor (cuckoo roller), 1012 nucleotides. RefSeq names its product alpha-1,6-mannosyl-glycoprotein 2-beta-N-acetylglucosaminyltransferase (gene MGAT2). Gene Ontology annotation, molecular function: alpha-1,6-mannosylglycoprotein 2-beta-N-acetylglucosaminyltransferase activity. NCBI's taxonomy places the organism in Eukaryota, Metazoa, Chordata, Aves, Leptosomiformes, Leptosomidae. Gene Ontology annotation, biological process: protein N-linked glycosylation; oligosaccharide biosynthetic process. The record is from RefSeq and is a predicted model, not a curated record. Gene Ontology annotation, cellular component: Golgi membrane; Golgi stack.
GAAGCGCUCAACCGGCUGGCGGCGAGCGUGGACUUCUGCCCCGUCCUCCAGGUCUUCUUCCCCUUCAGCAUCCAACUCUACCCCCGCGAAUUUCCCGGCCACGACCCCCGCGAUUGUCCCCGCGACGUGGGCAAGGCGGCGGCCCUGCGCCUGGGCUGCAUCAACGCCGAGUACCCCGACUCUUUCGGGCACUACCGCGAAGCUCGCUUCUCCCAGACCAAGCACCACUGGUGGUGGAAGCUGCAUUUCGUCUGGGAGCGGGUGCGGGCGCUGCGGGAGCACGCCGGGCCCGUCCUCUUCUUGGAGGAGGAUCACUACCUGGCGCCCGACUUCUACCACGUCCUCAAAAAGCUCUGGGCCCUGCGCGAGCAGGAGUGCCCCGAGUGCCAGAUCGUUUCCCUGGGCACCUACAGCCCCGUCCGCGGCGGUUUCGCCGGCCGCGCCGACAAGGUGGAGAUGAAGACGUGGAAGUCCACCGAGCACAACAUGGGCAUGGCCUUCGGCAGAGACACCUACCAGAAGCUCAUCGAGUGCACGGACGCCUUCUGCACCUACGAUGACUACAACUGGGACUGGACUCUGCAGCACUUGACUGUCUCUUGUCUUCCAAAGUUCUGGAAAGUGCUGGUUCCCGAAAUCCCCAGGAUUUUUCACACGGGGGACUGCGGCAUGCACCACAAGAAAUCCUGCAGACCGUCCACCCAGAGUGCCAAAAUCGACUCUCUCUUGAACAGCAACCAACAGUACCUGUUUCCCGAAACGAUGAGUGUCAGUAAAAGGUACUCCAUGGCACCCCUGUCCCCUCAUGUGAAAAACGGAGGGUGGGGAGACAUUAGGGACCACGAACUCUGUAAAAGUUACCGCAGACUUCAGUGAGGAUCGUUCUCGCAGCCUUUUUCUUUCUGAGUUGUUCCAUACUGUCUUUUACAGGCGCACACGUGUAUAAAAAAGCAUUUAUGAGUUGGUUUCUGCUUUAAUAUGAAUAAACAUCCUUGUAAAAGGUGUCCCAAAA